AUGUCCGACGAAGACGUGAAAGACAAAUUGCUGCAACUAAGCAUCAAAGGAGUCCAGCCCGGUUCUGGCAAUCCGCGGACGCCUCCGAAUUGCGCCCGCUGUCGUAAUCACCGUUUAAAGAUCCCUCUUAAAGGCCACAAACGGUACUGCCGUUAUUUGUAUUGCAAAUGUGAGAAAUGUCGCUUGACAGCCGAUAGGCAGCGUGAUAUGGCGAGGCAAACAGCGAUGCGAAGGGCUCAAGCUCAGGACGAAGCACGGGGUCUUAGCGGUUUGCAGACCGGAGCACCUGUAAUAUACAGAAUACCCAUAAUGCCGGAAACAAUGGCACCCGGUCAGCCGUCCCCACGUCCGUCGGAAGAAGCCCUUCACCCGAUGGACAGUAUUACCACCGUGUCAACACCGGCUAUUUCUUUGGACGGUAGUUGCGGAGGCGGCCCUUCUCCUUUGGCCUCACCGCGGUCUAUAAAUGGUGGGUUGCCCUUAUCUGUUAUAGCUCCUCCGGAUAUCAAGAGGUCUUCUUCGCCGCAGAAUAGUCCUCAUAUAGUUCUUGCUGCUUCCCGAGGUUAG
Ctenocephalides felis (cat flea) is the source of this 567-nucleotide messenger RNA. Its product is annotated as doublesex- and mab-3-related transcription factor 1-like. Gene Ontology annotation, cellular component: nucleus. The coding region runs from base 1 to 567 and encodes 188 amino acids. Gene Ontology annotation, molecular function: DNA-binding transcription factor activity, RNA polymerase II-specific; RNA polymerase II cis-regulatory region sequence-specific DNA binding. The record is from RefSeq and is a predicted model, not a curated record. Gene Ontology annotation, biological process: regulation of transcription by RNA polymerase II; sex differentiation. NCBI's taxonomy places the organism in Eukaryota, Metazoa, Arthropoda, Insecta, Siphonaptera, Pulicidae. The transcript has a single exon.